Sphaerodactylus townsendi is the source of this 4454-nucleotide messenger RNA. RefSeq names its product zinc finger DHHC-type palmitoyltransferase 7 (gene ZDHHC7). The transcript is spliced from 6 exons. Gene Ontology annotation, biological process: protein targeting to membrane; peptidyl-L-cysteine S-palmitoylation. Bases 18 to 935 code for a protein of 305 amino acids. Gene Ontology annotation, molecular function: protein-cysteine S-palmitoyltransferase activity. The record is from RefSeq and is a predicted model, not a curated record. Gene Ontology annotation, cellular component: Golgi apparatus; endoplasmic reticulum. NCBI's taxonomy places the organism in Eukaryota, Metazoa, Chordata, Lepidosauria, Squamata, Sphaerodactylidae.
GGCCUGUCCAGAAAACCAUGCAGUCAUCUGGGCAUCGGUUCCGUGACGUUGAGCAUCACCCGCUGCUUGCCGAAAAUGACAGCUAUGACUCGUCGUCUUCGGAGGCUGACGUGGCCGACAGGGUUUGGUUCAUCCGUGAUGGUUGUGGGAUGGUCUGCGCGGUGAUGACGUGGCUCCUCGUCAUCUACGCGGAUUUUGUGGUGACGUUUGUCAUGCUGCUGCCUUCCAAAGACUUUUGGUACUCCCUCGUCAACGGGGUCCUCUUCAACUGCCUGGCAGUGCUGGCCUUGUCCUCCCACCUGAGAACGAUGCUGACUGAUCCCGGAGCCGUGCCCAAGGGAAACGCCACAAAAGAGUACAUGGAGAGUUUGCAGCUGAAGCCCGGCGAGGUGAUUUACAAGUGCCCCAAAUGUUGCAGCAUCAAGCCAGAGCGCGCCCACCACUGCAGUAUUUGCAAGCGAUGUAUUCGGAAGAUGGAUCACCACUGCCCUUGGGUCAACAACUGUGUUGGAGAGAGAAACCAGAGGUUCUUUGUGCUGUUUACCAUGUACAUAGCUCUAAUUUCUGCUCAUGCCCUCAUCCUGUGCGGGUUUCAGUUCUUCUCCUGUGUCAGAGGGCAGUGGACUGAGUGCAGUGACUUCUCCCCACCCGUGACCGUGAUCCUGAUGAUUUUCUUGGGCCUCGAGGGUUUCCUGUUUCUUACGUUCACUUCAGUCAUGUUCGGCACCCAGAUCCACUCAAUAUGUAACGACGAAACGGAGAUUGAAAGGCUGAAGAGCGAGAAGCCCACCUGGGAACGGAGGCUACGCUGGGAAGGAAUGAAAUCCGUUUUUGGGGGCCAGCCUUCCCUGCUGUGGAUCAAUCCUUUUGCUGGAUUCCAGAUCAAGCGGCUGAUGCUGAGAGCCAAGAAAGGCGGUCCAGAGUUUUCCGUCUGAGCCCGACGUAGUAAUGAUACCGGAACUGAUAUCCACACACAGAGAAAGUAGUGUAUAGUAUUUAUUUGGAGCCAGGAGGGACGGCCGCCCUCGUUGAACCUGUGACCAGUGGCUGUUGACACAAGUGAAACAUUUUGCUUGUAGCAAGCAGAAUUUUAUACGUUUAUAGUCACCAACAUCUCAUUAACUCUCAGAAGCGUCAGCCAGACGCUCCCGCACGGGGCUUUUGAGCAAGAAGCAAAAACGAAACCCCGAGAAAGAUGGACAGUUACACCGAGGAGGUCAAAUUAUCAUCUGACUACCGUAACUUAUUAUUUACAGGACUAAUUACGCUUUCCUUUCUUCUCUAUGUGAAGCCCCUUUUAUUUGAUAUGUCUUUUUUUAAGAGUUUGCUGUUUUUUAUAAGACCCUGUGCUGAGUUGUCAAUCACGACGUGUAAGAUACAAAUGCUGGAAGCCAUCCGUCAAGCGCAAUCCUGCUUUUCAUCCUAACAAUUUCAAGGCCAAGCACAGUCCCACCCUGUAACUUUUCUGUUCUGCCUUUUGGGCCCACCGAGCUGUAUUUCUGUUAACGUAAACAUCUGCAGAACGGCCUGUUAUCCACAGCUGCACUGCCAGACUGCCUAAGGGUGUGACGAGUGCCCCAAAUUUCCCUAGGCUCGUAGUGGAUUGAAUCCUUUUGGGGACCCGAGUCAUUUUACAUCCUUACAUGUACAGCAGUCCCGUUGUAACUCCUACCCUCACAUUGUUGUGCCGGUUUGCGCAUCGUGAUAAUUUCAGGGAACGCGGUUUCUGCUCUUGGGUGUAUCGAAGGAGAGCUUUGUAAACUUGCAUAUCAAAUGUGGAGCAGCCGUGGCCACAGGCUCCUUGUGAAGCAAACAUCUUGCAGGCGGGGUGGCUCUGAGUGCAGCCGACCGCUUCCAAUUUUGUUAUGCCCCUUUCCCCCCACAGACCCCUCUGGAGCACAUUGCCAAACUUGCCCGCAUUUCAGAGUUGGUGCCGGCGAGGUUGCCACUCCGGGCAGAAUAAGGUUAAGGAGGGUUGCCUGGGGAAGUGGUGAGCGCCCCCUGGCUGCCAGUUUUCAAGCAACAGGCUGGACAGCAGCUGCCACAGAUGCUGAAGCCGGGCCUGCACUGAUCAGGAGGUUGAACUACAUGGCCUGUCUGGCCCUUUCCAACUCUAUGAUUCUAGUUGUUAGCAUGACCGGCAAUCCUUGCCCCUCUCGAAGUGGGGCUUCUCUUUGGACAAGUUGGCUUCUGCUCGGAGUCUAACAUGCUAUUUAGGAACCAGCCUUUCUGGUUCUAGAAAGUCUUCAUUGCUCCCUUUGUGGAUCUGGUCCUUAGCUUCACAGGCACACAAUCCUGUGUGAACCCAGCCCAUGCAUGCACAAGCUUUCAUGCUCCCUUCAGCAGCUCUUCUGCAUGUGCGAAGAGACGUGCGUACCACGCUUCCCUGCUUUUUGAGGAUGCCUGUGGGCUCUAGCACAUGUGAGCGCGCCCGGCGUACAUCAGAUCUCCCGCUCACGCAAAAGGGUGACGAGGGAUCACGCUUGCCGCGUGCGUAGAGUCAUGAUGUUUUGUGCGAUCUCGUGGCGCGGUGCCCUCUGGGCUGUGUGGUGUUGCAGCUAGCAGAGCUGCAUUUGCUAAGCACCGUCACUAAGAGAGGUGGGAAGAGGUCUUUAGAAACGAGGCAUGUGGCAGGAACCUGACGGGAAGGAGAAUUUGAAAACCCUCCCAAAGAAACGAGUUCCGGAAAAACUGAUUCCAAGGUGGAGAAACAAGUUGUGUAUAAACAGCAUUGGCUGCCCUGUGUAGAGAGGGUGGGGGGGAAAGGGUACAGUGUUUUGAAUGGGUUCUUAAAUCAGCGAGGAACAGAACAGAGCCAGAGGAGAGUGUGCUCUGAAUACAGGGGUCUGCAACCUGCGGCUCUCCAGAUGUCCAUGGACCAAUUGGCCAUGCUGGCAGGGGCUGAUGGGAAUUGUAGUCCGUGAACGUCUGGAGAGCCGCAGGUUGCAGACCCCUGGAAUAGAAGCACUAAAUCGGUUUCUCCUCCCUCCUCCUUAAUUCUUGGAAUGACUCGCCACCCAAGGACUGAAGUGGUACAAACUGGAGCAGGAGUCCCUGGAAGGAGGGGGAAAAACAUAUAACAAAAGAACCUCUGUUGUAUAACUUGCCUUAAACCUAUCAGGGUUGAGCUCUUGGUUUGCUGGCGGCACCACACAGUGCUGAGGGAUCUUCUGUCCCAUAGCUGGAGUCCCCAAAAUGUGUUUGUUUGUGCAUAUGUGGGUAUCCGCAUGUGCGUGUUUUGCAGCGCCCCAUGCGCUGCUGGAGCACUGUUUACCACGUUGCCCUUGCUCCGCAGGCGCUGCAGUGCCCACACCUCUAUCCCGGCACCACCGCCCUCUUCCUGCGCAUGCUUUGCCAUUUGAAUUCCAGCCUGUCAGUUUCUGGUCUGUCCACGAUGCUGAGUUCGAUGCUUAUUUGCCCCUCACCAUACCCCAGAGCUUCCCACGAUGCAGCUGACUUGACUCGAGUCUAGUAUUGGGGUGGGAAUGCUGUCCCCAUGGGAACUUCCUGAUCCCCCAACUGGGACAUUAGCGGUCAACCUGAAAUGGCACAGGAGGAAAGGGAUACAAAACAAAUUCACUUUGAGGCAAGAAAUGCUGCACAUCUGGCUAUCGGUUUCCGCUGUACAAUGUGGGUGUGAAUUUCUCCCCUCCACAACGCACAUCAUGCAGGGUAUACAGGGAACAUACUCCCCCAACGCAGAAGCUUGUAUGGACUGAUUUGUGUAUUUUUCUGACCUAUACAUGGAGCAUCCCCCUCCAUAGUGUGUGCAUUGCCGUAGGUUGAGUCCCAGUCAUACCUCUGUUGGAGAAAGAGAUCACAGAUAUGCUUGCCAGUAAAGCACCAUGGUUAGUCUGUCCUCAAAAGUGACUUGUGCGGGCCACCUUAUGUUGGCAGGGCGUGUGCCUCAAGAGACAGUGUUUUUUAAAGAAAUAGUUCCAUGCAGGUGAUGCCUAAAUGGGUCUUGUCAGUCUUUUUCCCAGACAACAAACCAAAAUACUACAGGGUUUCCCCCCCCACCCCCCCUUAUUUAUAUAGCCACUAUUUUUUUUAAAAUGAAGUCUGGGCACAUAUUAUUGGGGAUCUUCUGAACAGACAUCACAAGUGGACGAAGGAAACUUUACAACGUUCGGCUGUUGUGGGUUUUCCGGGCUGUUUACAACAUUUGUAUAAAGAGGAGUGGAAAGUCCGGAACUCAGAAGAAGACCCCGUUAGUGUUUCCUGUUGGGUACCUUCAUCUCCUGCGGGAAUUGGUUAUCGCUGCCUUGAUCUUCUGUAUGUAGCCCGUUCGACAAGCUGUGCUGCUGGAACUCAGCAAAUCCCUUUGGAAGCAGCCAAACCUGUAUGUGACUUAAGCGUGAGUGGCGUGUAUGAAAGUGGAGUUUCUUGGCUUUUGGAUCCCUUGUUCCGUUGUAAUUUUUUAAAAAAAUGUAAAAUAAAGUUGACUAAUUCCA